Molecule: messenger RNA, 1218 nt
Organism: Atta colombica
Lineage: Eukaryota; Metazoa; Arthropoda; Insecta; Hymenoptera; Formicidae
Product: probable trans-2-enoyl-CoA reductase, mitochondrial
Exons: 5
Coding region: 112-1218 (368 amino acids)
Biological process (GO): fatty acid metabolic process
Cellular component (GO): mitochondrion
Molecular function (GO): trans-2-enoyl-CoA reductase (NADPH) activity
Source: RefSeq, a predicted model, not a curated record
AUAAUCUUCAAUCUCCAAGAUAAUAACAUAACCUGUAUAGCAAGUUUGGAUCUGAAAUUUUUAAUACGAAUAUCAUAACGAAUGUCGAAGUCAUAAUUCAUCGAAACAACUAUGUUUACAGGCCAAUUAACUUUAUCGAUCUCACGAUCAGUUAAAAGUAAUUUAACGAAUAUUCGAAAAAUAAGUGCUGCAAUUAACACUAACUGCGUAAAGUCUCUAUUAUACAAGGAAUACGGCGAUCCCAUUAAAGUUCUUCAAGUAACAACGCAAACAAUACAACAGCCAAUAGGCAAACAAGUAUCUGUAAAAUGGCUACUAUCCCCAGUAAAUCCAGCCGAUAUAAAUAUAAUACAAGGAAAAUAUCCUAGCAGGCCUCCUCUGCCAGCAGUACCAGGAAAUGAGGGAGUUGGAGAAAUAAUUGCAAUUGGGUCUGAUGUUCAAGGUUUGCAUGUCGGAGACAGAGUAGUACCAAAUGGUCCUAAUUUUGGAAUCUGGAGAACACGAGCUAAUUAUGAUUCGAAGGAUGUUAUGAAGAUAUCAAGUGAUAUUGAUCUAGUUGUAGCCAGUAUGAUGAAUGUGAAUCCAUGUACAGCAUACAGAAUGCUGAAGGAUUUUGUUCCAUUAAAACCUGGAGAUACUGUGAUACAAAAUGGUGGCAAUUCUGCAGUUGGUCAACUAGUCAUUCAAUUAUGUAAAAUAUGGAAUUAUAAGUCUGUCAGUGUUGUUAGAGAUAGACCAAACAUACAAGAGUUAAAGAAUCAAUUGACGAGCUUAGGAGCAGACGAAGUGCUAACCGAGGAGGAAGUCCGAAAUACACAGUUGUUUAAAAAUAAAAAGUUACUUGCACCGAAAUUAGCUCUUAAUUGUAUCGGUGGACAGAACGCAACUGAAAUAGUGAGACAUCUUGCCCAUGGUGGUAUUAUGGUAACUUACGGCGGUAUGUCUAGAGAACCAUUAACUAUACCAAUAUCCGCACUUAUAUUUAAGGACAUAUCAUUCAAAGGAUUUUGGAUGACAACCUGGACAAAAACAAAUAUGGAUUCUCAGGAGAGAUUGGAUAUGUUUAAGAAUUUAGCAAAUUUCUUUAUAGAUAAGAAAUUGCAACCGCCACCAUAUAAACUGGUGCCUUUCCGCGAAUAUCAAGAAGCUAUUGCUAAAGCGCUCAGUUUCGAUGGUCGAACAGGUGUAAAGUAUAUUUUAGAUUUAACAGAAUCUUAA